UGUAUAUAUUUUGGCGCGACGGCAACGUUGCGUUUCAUUCAUUUGUGAAGUUUACUGUGGUGAAGUGUUGUGUUGUGUGUGAGGAUUUUAGUAGAAAUUUUAGAUUUUCUGCUGUUGGAUUGCAUUGUAUUUAUCUUUGGAUACCUAGAAUAAUUAAGUUAAGUGUAUACAAUGGGGAAAGAUUACUACAAAAUAUUAGGGAUCUCCAAAGGCGCGACAGACGACGAAAUCAAGAAGGCCUACCGAAAAUUGGCAUUGAAGUACCAUCCCGACAAGAAUAAAGCUGCAGGCGCGGAAGAGAGAUUCAAAGAAGUGGCUGAAGCUUACGAGGUGUUAUCAGACAAAAAGAAGAGGGAAAUCUAUGACACUCAUGGCGAAGAAGGUUUGAAAGGAGGAAUGGGCGGCCAGAACGGGCCAGGAGGCGGACAGUCGUACUCGUACACUUUCCAUGGUGAUCCGAGGGCGACUUUCGCGCAGUUCUUCGGCUCGGCGAGUCCUUUCCAGGCUUUCUUCGAUCUGAACGGUGGCGGUGGGGGCACGACGAUGUUCUUCGACCGCGACAUGGACGUCGAUAUGGAUCCUUUCGCGAACAUGGGCAUGGGUCAAGCGCGACAUGGCGGUCCAGGUGGCGCGUUCCGUAGCCAGAGUUUCAACAUUCAUGGGUCUCCAAAUAGGAAAGAAAAAUCUCAAGAUCCGCCCAUUGAACACGAUCUGUACGUGUCGCUCGAAGAUAUCGCGCGCGGAUGUGUUAAAAAGAUGAAGAUUUCGCGCCGCGUCAUGCAACCAGAUGGCACAUCUAAGAAAGAGGACAAAGUGCUGACCAUCCAUGUAAAACCUGGUUGGAAAGCCGGAACAAAGAUAACUUUCCAAAAAGAGGGAGAUCAAGGAAGGAAUAAGAUCCCUGCGGACAUUGUGUUCAUCAUCAGAGACAAGCCCCAUCCCCAGUUCAAGCGAGAGGGCAGCGACAUCAGAUACACAGCAAAAGUCUCGCUCAAACAGGCUCUCUGCGGCACAAUCAUCGAAGUUCCUACAAUGUCUGGUGAGAAGUUAACAGUGAACCUUCAGGGUGAAGUAGUCAAACCGCACACCGUGAAGAGGUUCCCCGGCUACGGGCUUCCGUUCCCCAAGGAACCAACGAGGAAGGGUGAUCUGCUGGUCGCCUUCGACAUCAAGUUCCCCGACCGUUUAAGUUCAGGAGUCAAGGAGAUACUAAUGGACACAUUACCUAAUUAAUUUACCAACUAAGACUGCCGAAUGCCUCAUUGAGAGACAUUUUUGAAUGAGUUUCUGUGAUUUUGUAAAAUCUAGGGUUUGUGGAAUUUAUUGCUUAAUUCUUUUAAAUUUUCUAAAAAUUCAAAGUGAGUCAAGGUCACUUUUACUCAUUUUGUACAGAAAGUUUGUGAAUUGAGUAAGAAAAAAGCAGAUCAAGUACAUUUUAGCAAAUCAGGCCAUACAUCAUUUGAUUUCAUCCAUGUUACAGAAACUCGUUGAUUUUAUGCUCAAUGAUAUGGGACAUUUCCGAUUUGUGUAGGAACUUUGUUUACUCAUGUUGCCUAGUGGCGUAUAGGACUGUGUGAAUGUUAGUCAAAUUGUUGUUUGAGCGAGUUUUCUGCGUUGUAGCAGGGAAUCGGUGAGGUUGUGUUUCGUAUUUAAUUUCUUUAAGUUGUAAAUAUUUUGUACCAUUAUGUAAAUAUUGAUUGACAGUGAUUGUAAGUUUUAAGUCUAGAAACUGGAACUUGGCAAUUGCACGGUUGUAAUCAAAAUUAGGUUUUAAAACAAUUUGACUAGAAUUUAUUUCUUUGUAGUUUUGAAUAUUGUAUUUAGUGAGAAGCAUUGUUUAAAACUUAGGACUUAUAAUUACUGUUCAAAAUGACUAAUAAACAAAAUGCAAAAAG
Molecule: messenger RNA, 1895 nt
Organism: Amyelois transitella
Lineage: Eukaryota; Metazoa; Arthropoda; Insecta; Lepidoptera; Pyralidae
Gene: DnaJ-5
Product: dnaJ protein homolog 1
Exons: 3
Coding region: 172-1233 (353 amino acids)
Biological process (GO): negative regulation of transcription by RNA polymerase II
Cellular component (GO): cytosol
Molecular function (GO): protein-folding chaperone binding
Source: RefSeq, a predicted model, not a curated record